Molecule: messenger RNA, 3571 nt
Organism: Oryzias latipes (Japanese medaka)
Lineage: Eukaryota; Metazoa; Chordata; Actinopteri; Beloniformes; Adrianichthyidae
Gene: cyth3b
Product: cytohesin 3b
Biological process (GO): regulation of ARF protein signal transduction
Molecular function (GO): guanyl-nucleotide exchange factor activity
Source: RefSeq, a predicted model, not a curated record
CUGCUGUGGCAGUGACAGCGGAGUGGAGGCGCAUUUGGAGAGACCUCGGAGGCGAGCUCCGUCACUGCUGGUUAAAAUACGACCAGCUUCUCCUCCAGAAACAAAUCUCUCUCUCAGUGACGGGGAGACAGACGGUGACGGGAGGAGUUGGCUGCCGGCUGUGAGGCGUAAAUGGCCACAAUAAUACCAAAAGAGACGCUGCAGUUAAUGAGACUACCUGUAUAGCAAAUGCGCCCUGUGCGUUUUGGACGUAUUUCUUUUUAUAAGAUACACUCGACGGAGGUUUCUUUCUUUUCUUUUUUAAUUCUUUGGUCAGUUUUUGAAAGAUUUUGAUCUACCAGCUGCAGUCAUGGACGACGACAACCAAGUGCCCGAGGACCUGUCACUACAGGAGAGAGAUGAGCUGUCCAACAUACGGCGCAGGAAGAAGGAGCUGCUGGAUGAUAUUGAACGGCUGAAGUUUGAAAUCGCAGAGGUGAUGACUGAGAUUGAGCAACUAACCUGCGUGGGCGAGAGCAAAACCACACAAAGAAAUAAACAGAUUGCCAUGGGUAGGAAGAAAUUCAACAUGGAUCCUAAAAAGGGAAUCCAGUUUCUUUUGGAGAAUGAUCUCCUCCAGAACACCCCAGAAGACAUAGCGCAGUUCCUGUACAAAGGCGAGGGGCUGAACAAAACGGUCAUCGGGGACUACUUAGGGGAAAGGGACGACUUUAACAUCAAGGUGCUUCAGGCGUUUGUGGAGCUUCAUGAGUUUGCAGACCUCAACCUCGUUCAAGCCUUAAGGCAGUUUCUGUGGAGCUUCAGACUUCCUGGAGAAGCCCAGAAGAUUGAUCGUAUGAUGGAGGCGUUUGCCUCCAGGUACUGCCAGUGCAAUCCUGGCGUCUUCCAGUCCACAGAUACCUGCUACGUUCUGUCUUUUGCCAUUAUUAUGCUGAACACCAGCCUUCACAAUCCCAACGUCAGGGACAAACCCCCAGUGGAGCGCUUCAUCUCCAUGAACAGAGGGAUCAAUGAGGGGGGGGACCUCCCAGAGGACCUACUCAGGAAUCUAUACGACAGCAUCAAGAGCGAACCCUUUAAGAUCCCAGAGGACGAUGGGAACGACCUGACUCAUACGUUCUUCAACCCAGACAGAGAAGGCUGGCUGCUUAAAUUAGGAGGACGCGUAAAAACCUGGAAGAGGAGGUGGUUCAUCCUGACCGACAACUGCCUCUACUACUUUGAGUACACAACUGACAAAGAGCCUCGCGGGAUCAUCCCACUGGAAAAUCUCAGCAUCAGGGAGGUGGAUGAGCCCAGAAAACCUAACUGUUUCGAGCUGUACAAUCCCAAUCACAAAGGCCAGGUGAUCAAAGCCUGCAAGACGGAAGCAGACGGACGGGUUGUUGAGGGCAACCAUGUGGUCUACAGGAUAUCAGCCCCUACAGCUGAGGAGAAGGAGGAGUGGAUUAAAUCCAUCAAGGCCAGCAUCAGCAGGGACCCCUUUUACGACAUGCUUGCAACCAGGAAAAGGCGGAUCGCCAACAAGAAGUGACCACAGACAAUCCGUUUGACCUCCAGAUGGCACCAUCUCUCUUCUUACUUGAUGCUGGAAAGCUGGCUCAGCAUGAACUUUAGCCAUACACAUAAACCUCUUGUUUUUUAUUUUCGUCUCAUAAGAUUAUGGACACUUGGUGGGAAGACAUCAAAAGCAUCUGACGGGACAUCAGAACUCCAGGAUUUUUGGGAAAUUUGGCUCAAACUUGCUUCUGAUUCCUUAUCAUGCUCAUCCCACCUCCCUACUCAUAGUCUUAACAUGUUUUUGUAUUUCUCUGAAGGACAAACGUUAUAUUUCAGGUGCACAUGCAUUCAUGUGGGUUACUAUAGACCAAUAUGUUUGUGUUUGUUUGUUUGUGUGCGUGUGAGUCACAGUGUGCAUGCUGUCAGUGCACACACUAUCCUUAGUAUGGUUGCAUAGGGAUGCAGGUGUUCCUUUCACUGUGCUUGAUGAAAAAAAAACAAAAAAACAACCACAUUUUUAAUCAGAGUGCAGACAAAACUGGGAGGGGAGGACGAGGAGACAGAUGGACACGUGAGAAUGCAGCCUGACCUCAGCUGGACCGUGUCAUCAUCUCACUCUGGUGCUGAAUUCUUUUGCCCUGAUGCCCUGCGCAAAGUAACCUCAGAAAAAGCUGACUUACAUAAGAUUAUGGUGUCAAAUCAGCUGGGCUGAUUUCACUUAUUGGUGAGGAGCAGAGACUUUUGAAAUGUACGUUUUUAUAUUUUAGUUACAUAGAAAAAAGUUCUUUUGCUGAGAAUUUAGGGUCAAUUUCUAAUUCUUGAAGAGUUUAGAACUGGGUAAUUCCAAAAAUUUUCAUAUUUACGAAAUUUAAAACAGCACAACUGCUUUGCUUGUUGUACCGCCUAAAAUUAUGUAGAUUAACAUUUUAAAGCUUAAUUAAUAAAUUUUUAUAUUGAUUUAAAUUAAGCCAUCAUAAACAGUCAGUGCCAGCUUUAAUCUGUUGGGAUUUCACAAUAAAAUAUUAAGUUUAGGCUCAUUAAUUGGGCGCCUGCAGCUUUUAUUUUGAAAAUGUACAUUGUACAUUCACUUUUAAGUCAUCAUUUGUCAACUUUUUGCUCAAAUCUUGAAAUACUGCACUAUUUAAAUGAUACAUAUUUUUUUCUGAUUUUUAAUUUAUAUGAAGACGGAAGAGCAUUCAGUGUGGAAAAAAUAAAUUUCAGUUUUAGAUUAUUUUUCUGUUUCUUAAAAACAAAAUGAUUUUUGAUUAAAGCUCUUAAGGCACUUUGCUCUGUAUUUCAUUUUAAAAGCUUGGGCUUGAUUUAAAAGCAGUGGCUCAAAAGGUACCAGUCAAUCUAAGCUUUUUCUUUUCUCUUUUUAUUCUAACGUCUUGCCUGUUUGUGCAGGUUGUUGUGUAGUUGUGAUCCUGUUUGCAUUCAGUUUGUAAUGAUUCUUGCUUGCUUUUGUGUUCCAAUUUAAGAAUUUCUGUACAAAUAAUCUUUUGGGUUUUAUUUUUUAUUUUUUGUUGUAUUUAUUUUUAUUCGUGAAAAUGUUAAAAAAAACUACCUGUAAACGUUACACAACGUAUGCUUAAGUUAUGCAUGUAGAAAUACCGUGUGCUUGUUGUUGUAUGCACACUGUGUAAUGAGGUCGCAUCAGCCGAAGUUUGGGGGCUUGUCUGCAAAAGCCUUAAAGUCAUCAAAAGCUACAGGAUGUUGAUUAGGAUGAAGACAUUAUUGCUGCACAACUGUGACAAAGCCGUUUAAAAAAGCCAUGACUGAUGAGCAAGACAUGUUUGUGUUUUAAGAUGAAGCUAUAAUGAAUAUGUUUGAUGUUAAUAACUAAAGGAAUAUCGGCAAUGAGGAAAAAUAGAAUUGAUGAUGUCAAAAAUAUCAAUAGUUUUCUACUUGAUUGUAAAUGAACCAGAAAGCCUUGAGAUUAAGGCAAAAAUAUUAUCUUCUUUUGCCUCGUCAGGGCUUGUAGUUGCAUUAACUUUUAUAUUCUCUGUAAAGAAAAAUGUAAUGGUUACAUUGUACAUUAUGUGUAUCUACAUAAAGUAUACAUAAAGCUUAA